Messenger RNA from [Torrubiella] hemipterigena, 282 nucleotides. NCBI's taxonomy places the organism in Eukaryota, Fungi, Ascomycota, Sordariomycetes, Hypocreales, Clavicipitaceae. The record is from the annotation of a GenBank genome assembly.
AUGGGUUGCUUUCAGUCCAAAGAGGUCAUUGAUGAGGACAUUCCUCGUUUCGAUAAGCACAACAUGCCCCAUCCCGUCAAGGGUCUGGAGAGCGGUGCUAUUCGCUACGAAGACACAAAGCCUGGCCCAAAGCCCAUCUACUUCAACCCUUACAGUGGCCAUACCCACACACGCACCAACUCCGCAUCUUUUGAUAGCUGGAGUUCAGUAAAAUACGCCAAUGCUACAAAGUACUAUCCUCCGGGUGGUGAGCAUGGUACUUACAAGCCUAUGAAGAAAUAG